Gossypium arboreum is the source of this 606-nucleotide messenger RNA. RefSeq names its product secreted RxLR effector protein 161-like. Lineage: Eukaryota; Viridiplantae; Streptophyta; Magnoliopsida; Malvales; Malvaceae. The record is from RefSeq and is a predicted model, not a curated record. The coding region runs from base 1 to 606 and encodes 201 amino acids. The transcript has a single exon.
AUGACUGAUCUUGGUUUGAUAACAUACUUCUUUGGUAUGGAGGUAAAUCAGGAAGAACAAGGGAUUUUUAUAAGCCAGCAAGCCUUUGCACUAAAAGUUUUAAGUAAAUUCUGCAUGUCAAAGUGCAAACCUGCUAGCACACCAGUUGCACUAGGAGAAAAGCUGUUAAGCACAAGUGAGCACAAUAGAAUUGAUGAAAGGGGGUACAGAAGUUUGGUUGAUUGCUUGCUCUACCUAAUAGCAACAAGGCCAGACAUCCUAUAUGCUGUUGGCUUACCCUCAAGGUUCAUGCACUGCUGCAAUGUUGCACAUUUUAAAGCAGCAAAGAGGGUCCUAAGAUAUGUCAAAGGGACUUUGAAUUUUGGUGUGAAGUUUGGAAGGUCAAAGGAGCUGAAACUUGUUAGUUAUUCAGAUAGUGACUGGGCUGGUUUAGUUGAUGACAUGAAGAGCACAUCAGGCUACUUCUUUAGUCUAGGUUCAAGUGUUUUCAGUUGGAGUUCAAAGAAGCAACAAACAGUAGUUCAAUCCACUGCAGAGGCUGAGUAUAUUGCAAUUGCUAUCGCAUUAACCAAGCCAUUUGGCUUAGAAAGUUAUUGGAUGACUUAA